UGUACUCGGGUCCUGUCGAGCAGCCCGUGCGAGGCUGUCCUGGAGACCCCGCGCUGCCUGCACCUCUAACGUCUCGGUUGUCAUGGAUGAUGAAGACGGCAGGUGCCUUCUAGAUGUAAUUUGUGACCCAGAAGCUCUAAAUGACUUUCUUCAUGGAUCUGAGACCCAUUUGGACACUGACGACCUUUUGGAUGGUACGAGUGACCCCUCCAGCUCGUUCUUCUCUACCACUGGGGGCCAUGUUUCAGAGGUCCAGCCUGCGGUCCAGCUGCCAGCCAGCGAGUCGGCAGGCCUACCCAGAGUCAGUGUGGAUUUGGACUUCCUUGAGGAUGAUGACAUCUUGGGUGGAUCCCCAGGUGGAGAAGGCGGUAGCAAUGGCAUCGGGACAAACCACGAGCCGUGUGACAUUCUGCAGCAGAGUUUGGCUGAGGCCAACAUUACAGAGCAGAGCUUACAGGAAGCUGGGAGUGAGCUGGACCUGGUGUCGUUUGGAAUCCCAGGCCUUACCCAGGUGGUUCAAGCUCUGCCUGAUGCCAGCCUCUCUGCGGCUGGAGGUGCUGCCGUUGGGGUAGGCAUUGGUGUUGGUGGAGCAGCAACAAUUUUCCCCGGAUCAGCCCCGAGCACCACAGGUAAUCCUUCCAAUGCCACGGCCGACAUGCUGGGUUCCGUGCUCGCCCAGCAGGGUCUUCAGCUCCAGCCCCAGGUUAUGAACAAGGCCAUUAGCGUUCAGCCUUUUAUGCAGCCUGUUGGCCUUGGAAAUGUAACGCUUCAAUCCAUUUCCAGUCUUCAAGCUCUUUCUAACGGAAGUCAGUCGGGAACUUUGGGAAUCGGACAGAUUCAGGUUGUAGGCCAGCCUACAGUCAUGACUAUCAACCAGUCGGGGCAGCCGAUCCUGGCCAAAGCCAUGGGUGGAUACCAGCUGCAGCAGCCGGGCCAAGAGGUAUCGGCUGCCAGCUCCCAAGCGGGACUCGCUGGAUCUGGAGGUGGACUUCUGAUCCAGGGUAACAAAGGAACUGUUGGCUCUCCAGCUUUAAACGGACCGUCUGUUUCUGUCAGUAGCACAAACAGCAUCAGUGCUGCCACGAUGACUGCUCCUGCUGGUCUUGUGGGCUUUGGAAGCACCCCUAUAAACACAGGAGUGGCGCCUCAGACGCAAACUCAAGGCCAGAUUAUGCAGAACGUGAUCAUCCAACGCACACCAACACCCAUUCAGCCUAAACCCCCCCAGGGGGGAGCCAUUCACCCUAAACUCUUCAAACCACAACAACAGCAGCAGCAGCAACAACAACAGUCACAGGCAGCACCCCAGGCACAGCAAAAUGAUGCUCAUAAGGCUCUUGGGCUGCAGCAACUUCCAGUUUCUGCUGCUCAGAAUGUAGCCUUCCUAACAGGAAAGCCAAGCUCCAAUGUUGUCUUAAGUACUCAGGCCACAACGCAAGGUCCCCAGUUCCAACAAGCCCUGUUCAAGCCACAAGCAGCACAACCAUCAGGCAAGCCCCUCAGUGUGCAUCUGUUGAACCAACAAGGCAGCAUCGUUAUUCCUUCUCAGACUGUUCUCCAAGGCCAGAACCACCAGUUUCUGCUGCCUCAGCUGCAGGCUGGUGGGCAGAUCCUGACCCAACACCCGGGGGGCCACAUCAUAACGAGUCAAGGCCCUGGCGGACAGCUCAUUGCAAACCAGAUUUUAACUGCAAACCAGAACAUCAACCUGGGCCAGGUGUUAACGUCACAGGGCCACCCAGGGGCUGCCCAUAUUCUGUCUGGACCUAUUCAGCUCCAGCCGGGUCAGAUGGGCACACCCACCCUUUUCCAGAUGCCUGUUGCCUCUUUGGCUCAGAGUCAAAGUCAGACGCAGACUCCCGCCGUCUCAGGCCAUGCUCAGACGGUGAUACAGGGCAUGCCUAUCCAGAAUUCCCUGACCAUGGUGAGUCAAGUGGAAGGGUUGAGUCCAGCUAUCAGCCUUCAGCCCGCGCUGCAGGCCCAGGCAGGUGGCGUCCCCAGCGGCGCAGGAGUAGCUACCGUCUCUCAAGGCCAGACUGGAGAAACUGUUACCGUUCUGGGAAGCUCCUCCGAACAGGCAGCUCAUCCAACCCCACAGCUUCUACCCCAGUCUUCUAUACUUGCCGUGCAGCAGGCGCCGUCGGUCUCCGCGGCUUCCAUUGUGGCCUCCUCCUCUCCGUCCAUGUCUGUUUCAACCUCCUCCUCUGUGACAGCUGUGGGGCUGGUCCCCCCUCAGGCUCAUAACAGUCCAGGGAGGUUACUGUUCACCAACCAGGGCUCAAGUAUGAUCCUGAGUCAGGAGUCUCUGCAGAUGUUCCUCCAACAGGAGCAGCACCACCAUACAGAGACUGAAUCUCCCCCCUCAGUGGGCGUCCCAGCGUCUGUAAUCGUCAGCAGCAACAGCAUCACUACUGCGGCCCCUGCUGUCCAUGACAGCCAAUUAACUGACUCUUGGGUGGGUCAGAGCCACAGCCCUUCCCCUGGCCCCUCCCACAUGACAGCAGUGGUAAAGGUACCCUCAGGUGGAGCUCAGCAGACUCUGAAGAUCCAGGGCAUGUCCUCUUCUCCGGCUUUGACCUCUCAUGCCACGCCUCCCCCAGUGGCAGAAAGUCCACAGCCUUCCCACUCUCCUCUGACUCUGAGCCAGCAGAUCCAGUCGCCUCACCAUCAACAGUCGCGUCCUCCUUCUCAGCCUCAGUCUCAAACCCCCUCACGCUCAUGCACGCCGUCGUCCCACACUAAGCUCUUCAUCGUCCACAACCAAAUCCCUGAGUCUCCCAAACCUGUCCAACAGGGUCAGGUGCAGCAAACGCCCCCCCAGCAGGUGCACAUUCAAGUUCAGCAUCAACCUCUGCCUCGUCCGGCCUCACAGCCUGCUCCCUAUCAGCAAGAAAUGCCUCAAGUUUCACAGUCACCCAAGCCUCUUCCUGCACCAGCUGCACAACAUCAGUUUGCUGCACCUCCUAUCAGCUGUGCUACAGCUGUAGUGAAAACUCCAGUUCCCAUUCAGGGCCUUUCAGCUGGACAACAGCAUCAUCUACAAAGAGUAGGAGCACAAAUUCAGACUGUGUCAUCCAUUAAUCAGCCCUCACAUCAGCAUAAACAACUGCUGGAGAAGCUGCAUCAGGCCCAGCAGAACAUUAUGCUACAGGCAAAGCCUCAAACUCAAGCCACGGGACAGUUUAACUCCCAGCAAGAUGUGCCUGUCGAUAAAGGGGUGAUCGCACCGUCAGUGAGCUCAGAAACACCUGCUCAGCUUCCCACGAUGCUGCAGCCAACCUCAGUGCUCGUCAAAACCUCCACUACAGGAGUAGGUGACUUACAGGUCUUCUCAGGAGCCCAAGGGCACGCCGGAGCAAUGGUUCAUCAGACUGUCACUCCUGUCAGCCUUACCCAGCCUGUACAGGUUCAGCCAAAGCCAGGAGUGAUCAGCUCAGUAGGAGGGAUGACUCUAGGGAAAGGUGCGAUGAAGAUCCAGGUGUUGGGGCCUCCUCUCACACAGAUGUCUGUCCCACAGCAGCAGGCUCCUGUACAAACUCAGCUCACAUCACAGACACCAACAGUAAAAAUGCCUUUAAGUUCUGAACCCAGUAAAGAAGCCAGGAUGCUGGAACAGCUAAGAAAACAUCAGGGUUCAGUGCUUCACCCCAACUACAGUGCUCCUUUCCACUCGUUUGAGGACACUCUGCACAGACUGCUGCCUUACCAUCUCUACCAGGGAACUGCAAACUCCUCUCAAGAUUAUCAAAGAGUGGAUGAUGAAUUUGAGAGGGUCUCCUGCCAGCUGCUAAAAAGGACCCAGGCCAUGCUGGAUAAAUAUCGUCACCUGCUCUUCACUGAGUCAAAACAGAGACUUGGCCCGUCAGCAGAGAUGGUGAUGAUCGACAGGAUGUUCAUCCAGGAGGAAAAGGUGGCUUUGAAUCAGGACAGGAUUUUGGCCAAGGAGAGACCAGAGGAGUUUGUUGCAAGCGUUCGGAUGUUGGAGAGCGGAGUUUCAUCCCAACAAAAAUCAGCAUCUCCGGAGCUCCGGCCAGCGAGUCCGGCUGCAUCCACAGCUGCUCCAGCUGCGCUACAACCUGCUUCUGCUCCACCUAUCAAGAUGGAACCCACUCCUCCCUCUGUGCCCGCUCCUGCUCCUGCUGCAGCUCCAGUGUCUGCUCCGUCUCCUACUCCUCCUCCUCCCCCUCCUUCCCAUUCCCCUUUCCCUCCUACCAAACUGGUCAUAAAGCACGGAGGAGGCGGAGCAUCUGUGUCCUGGUCCACCAGCUGUCCUCCAGCACUGGCAGUCAAGCCAGCAGCCGAACCUGUCAGCCAGAGCUCCGCCCCAACUCGGGCUCCGGCGGCAUCGUCCUCGUUUAGCUCCUCUAUUUCGAACUCCAAAGGAACCGACGAUGAUGACGACGCUCUUCCACAGAGAACCAGCAAACCGCCCAUCAAGACCUACGAGGCUCGCAGCAGAAUCGGCUUGAAGCUAAAGAUCAAGCAGGAUCAGACGGGUUUCAGCAAGGUAGUCCACAAUACCGCCUUGGACCCUGUGCACACACCCCAACCUCAGCUGAGCAGUCGCCCCACCCCUGAGCCUCAGCCUCAGACAGAAGCUGCUGCCCCGCACUCUAAGUCCCAUCAUCUCCCCACGCAUCCUAACACCGUCAUCAGAUCUCAGUCUCCGACAUGCACAGCUUCCGCUGCUCUUUCAGCUUCCGUCACAACCACUCAGAGUAACCCUUUGCUGAGAGGAAGCGUUCCUCCGUCAUCCUCCUCUUCCUCUUCGUUGACUCAGAUGAACGGCACGUUGGACCACCACCCCGUCAAACACAACCCCCCUCCCUCACAGACCACCUGCCGUCUUCCACUUAGAAAAACCUACAGAGAAAACAUCAGUCCGCGGGUCAGACCGGGCAUCCCAGGAGGAUUAGACGAAGGUUUUUCCCAUCCGAGAACCACACCGUCGCCCCCCAGGCACGGGGCCUCUACUCCCCCCUCAGAACGGACAGUUAUAGCAAGUGUAAGAGUGGAGAAAAGAGACAGGGAGGCCUUACACGCUCCGACAGAUUCCAGCCACGAAGGCGGGCUUUUAGGGAACUCCAUGCAGGGGCUGGACAAAAUGAACGAGGUGUUUAACCGAGGGGUCAAAACCACGCAGCACCAUCACCUCUCCCUGCUCCUGGACAGGGAGGGGGCAAAGGAGAGGGAGGAGGAGCAUGCAGCCCAAGAGACUGAUGUGAGUAAGUACAAAAGGUUCAGUGGAAAAAAUAAACACAGGACUGGAGGGACAUUCCGAAUGGACCAACACGCGCCUGGACCUCCAUCUCCAGAGUCCUCCUUCACACGAGACUCUUUGCUUCCUGCCAAACGCUGCAAGUCAGACUCACCCGACAUGGACAACGCCAGCUUCUCCAGCGGCAGCCCUCCGGACGACUCUCUAAACGAGCACCUCCAGUGCGCCAUCGACAGCAUCCUGAACCUGCAGCAGGAACCCACGGUCCGCGGCCACCACAUCAAAGGAGGCAGCGGGAGGUCCCACCAACACCAAAGUCAGCGCCCAGGAGACUUGACAGUCUCAUCACACAGACAUGCGGUCCCAACUCCCUCGUCUCCUUCUUCAUCCUCCUCGUUGGCCUCGCACCCUCAGGUUGGUGGGCGGGGCCACAAUGGCAGCCUGGUUCCUCAGACUCAGAGCAGAUAACAGCCCCUCAAACCCAGACUGUGGGAGGUGGGGGGGCUCAGAGACAAUUCUAGAGGGAGGGACAGGGACGUACUCUCCCAAGCUGUGUUGCCUUUGUCUAUUUGAAUUGCCCGGCAUUUCUUUAUUAUUUACAAGCUGAGCUAAGCCACCCCGACGGAUUUAAUGUGGUUAAACUAAAACAGUUGAUAAUGCCUGCUUUGGCAUGUCUUCUUUAAUUCUUUUUGUCUCUGUUUACAUUCCUCUAACAUGUCCCCAGGAGCAGACUCUUCAUGCUCUUUAAACUGUGUCCUGUUGGGCAUCAGGCUCGUCACAACUCACAAAAGAUAAACCAGCAGGACGCUUUUACGAGCUCCCUGCACCUUGCGAAUUUGACUUUUAUCACAAAUGCAAAAGACACACUUUAACGGCCGACUACAGGUCUAACUAUAUAUGAGAUUAGUGUUGAGUUAUUUUAGUGGCUUUUACUGGCAAAACAGAUCAAAUCAGCCCUUUAACAAAUUAGCAUUUACUUAAAUAUAACAAGGACAUUUUUUUAGAAAACUUGUCAGCCGGUUUUUUUUUUUGGUUCUACUCCAAUGCUGUAAUACCAGAAUGUAAAAGGAACUGUUUUUCAGUACCUGAUGUCAAAUUUUACCGGGUUUCUGUUUGUCUGAUGUUCAUUAGGGCAGGUUGAGGCAUUAUGCAUUUCAGUCAGCAGGGGGCAGACCCAGUUUUAACUAGUUUCCCCUCAUUCUCUCAUCUUUCUCAUGAGUUCUGUUUGAUUUUUUUUUUUUUUUUGUUGCUUUUUUUUGUCUAUUUUUUAAGCCUGGUGGACAAUUCAAAAACAAACACAGCACAAGCAUUGAAAUGGAAAAAAAAAUGGAACAAUAAUAAUGUACAAAAAAGACCGGAAGAGAAUUUGAAGUAUAGUAUUACAGAUUAAUUUUUGUAUUGUAUUUAUUGUGUAUAAUGACACUUUUUAAAAAGAAAUGUACAUUUAGUAAAACUGUAAAUUAAACCUUGCUUCUUUUAUGAA
This is a messenger RNA of Cyprinodon tularosa, 6701 nucleotides long. It is a transcript of the gene bicra, whose product is annotated as BRD4 interacting chromatin remodeling complex associated protein. The transcript is spliced from 15 exons. The record is from RefSeq and is a predicted model, not a curated record. Gene Ontology annotation, cellular component: SWI/SNF complex. Bases 83 to 5686 code for a protein of 1867 amino acids. Gene Ontology annotation, biological process: positive regulation of DNA-templated transcription. Lineage: Eukaryota; Metazoa; Chordata; Actinopteri; Cyprinodontiformes; Cyprinodontidae.